AUGGCCCAAAACUUUUGGUUUCAAGCAAUUACAACCACUCUAAAUAAUGACACCGCGUCUUCAGUAAUAAGCAGUAUCAAGAAUUCUGACGAUUCAGUCAACUUUAUCACAUUUAACCAGGAUGCUUCCUGUGUGGCGCUAGGCUUGACUAGCGGGUACAAGAUCUUCAACUGCCAACCGAACUUUGGCAGAUGUUUCCAAUUCAAGAAGCACGAACUGAUUGGCAUUGUCGAGAUGUUGUACUGUACUUCCCUUGUUGCCAUUGUGGGCCAGGGUGAAGAACCGGGAUCAUCGCCUAGAAAAUUGAAGAUCAUAAAUACUAAAAAGCAAAGCACCAUAUGUGAAUUGAUAUUCCCAUCGACGAUCCUUCAAGUUAAACUCACCCGAACGAGACUAGUGGUUGUCUUGGAGGAUCAGAUAUAUAUUUAUGACAUCUCCACUAUGAAACUUUUGCAUACUAUUGAAACAAGUCCUAAUGUGAAUGGUCUUUGUGCCAUUUCUUAUGAUCCUGACAAUGAAGGAAAUAGUUUUUUGGCAUACCCUUCUCCACCUAAAACUAUAACUCAUGAUUCAUUGUUGGCCACCGGGAUAAAUACAAAUGGUGGGCUGAAUUCAACUCAGAGCAAUAUAACUUCGGUGAGCAAGACUCCUAAUCGAGUAGGCGAUGUGAUUAUAUUUAACUUGACUACAUUACAACCAAUAUCAGUUAUAGAAGCUCAUAAAUCUACUUUAGCGGCUAUAGCAUUUUCGACCAACGGUUCUCUUUUGGCUACUGCGUCAGAUAAGGGAACUAUUGUUCGAAUCUUUGAAGUUGCUACCGGAGUGAAAAUAUACCAAUUUAGAAGAGGAACAUACCCAACCAAGAUAUAUUCACUUCGAUUCAGUGCCGAUGAUAAUUAUGUUGUUGCCACUAGUUCCAGUUUAACUGUCCAUAUAUUCCGGUUGGGCGAGGACGAAGCAUUGGAAAAUAAACACAAGAAGAAGAAAUUGAAUAGCAAGUAUGAUGCUAUUGCUGAAGAAGUGGAAGCUUCCUCGUCGGCAUCGACUUCCUCGAAAUCCAAACCCAGAAAGGCCAGAACUUCGCAAGAUGAAGAUUUUGAUAUUAGAGAUGAUGGCGAUGACUCCGAUGAGUUGGUUGAAGACGACGAUGAGCAAGAAGAAGAAAACGAUCAUGCUAGUAAACAACGGAAGUUAUCCCAAGGUUCUGUCAAUAGUGCACAAUCAGAUGAAACUCCCAUUUCCAAUUCUCCCAAAUCGGAACCAUUGAUUGAUCAAAAUAGAAUCUCCAUGGCCAGAUUAAUUAGAAGAUCUUCACAAACACUUGGUCGAAAAGCUGCCCAGAAAAUGGGAGAUUUCUUACCAUCGCGAUUCUCCUCGAUUUUAGAACCAACGAGAAAUUUCGCUUCGUUAAAGAUAAAUGCUAUAAAUAAAGAUGCCAAGUCAAUCGCAGUGAUGAAUAGUGUUAUCCAACCGGACUUGGUCCCACUGACAUACCUAUAUGCGAAGGAUAGUGAUUCUAAAAGCACAAAUAGUACCAUAAGUGCUAGUUCAAAAGAUGUCAUGCUUGAAGUUAACUUCUUACACAUAUAUGUGGUGACUUCGGAAGGAGUGUUUUACAUCUAUGGGGUCGAUCCAGAACGGGGAGGAGAUUGUAUUCUUUUACAACAAUAUUCCCUUUUAGAUGAAGUAGUUGUAUAG
Molecule: messenger RNA, 1698 nt
Organism: Spathaspora passalidarum NRRL Y-27907
Lineage: Eukaryota; Fungi; Ascomycota; Pichiomycetes; Serinales; Debaryomycetaceae
Product: phosphoinositide binding protein
Exons: 2
Coding region: 1-1698 (565 amino acids)
Biological process (GO): protein localization to phagophore assembly site; protein lipidation; nucleophagy
Cellular component (GO): extrinsic component of membrane; phagophore assembly site membrane; cytosol
Molecular function (GO): phosphatidylinositol-3,5-bisphosphate binding; protein binding; phosphatidylinositol-3-phosphate binding
Source: RefSeq, a predicted model, not a curated record